AUGACAGAAGAUACUCAAUUAAUGAACAUCAUAUCAACCACACCACAAGCACCCAUUUUAAUUUUUCAUACAAUGGCAUGGCCUUUUUCCAGUUAUACCUUUCCAGAAGCCUCAAAUUUGUUUAACCUUAAAGUAAACAGCAUGGGAGAAUGUCCAGUUUAUCAUCAAGGGAUGGCAGAUUUGGUUGGCAUGGAUCGUUACAUUAAUGAAACUGUUUGGGACCUUAUGUGUUUACACAGAGCAUAUGGUGAUGUUUCUGGAACAAACAAAGCACUAUAUUCCGUUUUUAUAAGAGCUGUUCUUGUUGGAAUCAUCCACACCUAUAACCCUGCAGACAAUUAUUUACUUCUUGAACAAAAGGUAAUUAUGGGAAGUUAUGGAAUGAGGCCUGUUGAUUUUGCAAUCAAAAAAGGAAACCAGUUUAUUGGUAUAACAGAGGCAAAAAAAGAAGCCAUUAGCAAGGGUUUUGCACAAAACCUGAUCCAGUUGCUUCUUAUAUGGUCAGAAAAUCAAAAAAGAAAAGAUAAUGAGGAAACUGAUGGGUUACAAGUUCUAUUUGGAAUUGAUUCCACAGGCUCUCAAUGGUUUUUUCAUCGUUUAAUUCAUGAACCUAAUAAAAAAUAUCCAAUCGUUCAGAGAAGUUCUCUUUCACCCAUCAAUCUAUCUGUAAUUGGUCAUGAAUUUGAUAAAAAAAGGUAA
This is a messenger RNA of Entrophospora sp. SA101, 699 nucleotides long. The record is from the annotation of a GenBank genome assembly. Lineage: Eukaryota; Fungi; Glomeromycota; Glomeromycetes; Entrophosporales; Entrophosporaceae.